GUGCAGGUCUGUUGGUUAAAGUUGGUUCUUUAUUCUAUGGCAAUGCCUCCUUUACUAUGGUUCCAGUAGGUCGUGGUCGUGGUUGGGUCUUCCUCGAUGCGGGGGUGUCGGGCAGAUAAGGGUGUCCGAGACGUGGCAACACGAAUACGAGCGGCGCCGGUGACUGAUAACACCUUGAUAACGCAACGCCUUGGCGUGGGAAUGACCGCGACAGCGCUAUGUGCUAUCGCCCUGCCGACACAGUCGUAACUGCCGUUCAACCACAGAACUGUUCUGCACACAGCCGACCUUGAAGGGAUGCGGAAACGGGUAGUGACCGAGUGUGUGUACAGUACGUGCCUCGGUCGGUUCAUGUCUGCCCAUUAGUCAUGAUUAGUUUUGUUUCCUGUGCGUCUCCUCCUCUAGCCUAGCCGCAAAAGCGCCGGCACGAAAUACGGAUGCGAUUUUGCACCUUAGCAACCUGCGCUCACUAAGUUUCUUGCCACUGCACAAUGUGCGACACCGACGUUCUCGAAUGUGUUGAAGACAAUGAAUUGUCCACGCCGGAAAUUAAGGUGCUCCGCUGCAACUUGAAUAAUGCAACAGAAGCAGAACAGUGGAUGCGCAGCUACAGCGCUGAAACCAACACAUCGUGGAUUGUGGACUACGUUGUCACAAAAUGCGCAAGAAUGGUCUUUCGCAAGGUGUGGCGGUGUCAACACCACCACCGAAACAAAAUGACCGCACGGCGCACCACUGACUGCCCAGCAAAGAUAGACAUAAAAAUUAAAAAAGUGAACCCCAACACCCAAAAAAAUGAUGAGUAUUUGCGCAGAAGCACUCCCCUCCCAGCUGUGAUCAAAUUGGCCGCAGCACAUAAUCACAGCACAGUGUGUGCUGAUUCGCUAAAGCUGCUGCGUGCCAGCCCAGAAACAAGGGCCACAUUCGAAGCGUAUUUCGAGGCUGGUUUCACGCCUGCAGCUGCCAUUCGGCACCACGAGGAGGCACUGGCACUGGAAGACAACAGCCACAUUUUGCUUGCCAACAGCAUGCUGAAUCCACAACAAAGGACUGUUUAUUACUGGCACCAAGAAUGGAGGCUAGCAAAGCAUGGUCCUCUAUCAAAUCCUCUGCCGAAACUCCAAGAAAAGUUGGCAGACUAUGCAGCACAAGGCAGGCCAUCAAAGCUGUGGGAGGAGACGAAUCCCGAUUGGGCACCGUCGCUUCUGCUUGGAUACAGCUCGCGUCAUGCAGACCCUGCGUGCUACGACCGCGCGAAAAGACGGCGCUUGCAGGAAGAUGAAGCUGAUGCGGCGUCAGCGGCAGUGUCGGCGGCAAUCGCAGAGUCGACCGGCACCGAUACCGACGACACAGUGGAAGGCCAGCCACCACCGGGAGACGAAGACGAAAGCGGUACCGAAGAAAAUGCGCCUGGAGUCGCUGCGCAGACGGAGCUAACCUCGGUGGGCCUCCAAGCUUUGGAAACGCAGUGUCUCGCGCUCAACGAUGCCCUUUACACUGCUCGCAGUGAAAACGAGCAGCUGCAGCUGUCAAAAGCAGCAUUUCAAGGGUGUGAGGCAAAAGUAAUUUUUUACACAGGAAUGCCAAACUUCACACAGUUAAACAGCUUGUUUGAAGUUCUUGAAUCCCAUGUGUCACACAAUGUAAAUAAUUCAUUGUCAAAGUUUCAAGAGUUCAUUUUGUUUUUGAUGAAGUUGAAGCUGAAUCUGCACAACGUUGACUUGGGCUUCAGAUUUGGGGUGUCUGAAGCUACAGUGUGUAGAAUAUUUGAUAAGUGGCUGCACUGUGCAUACUGUCGACUUAAGACCCAAAUUGUGUGGCCAGAUCGAACAGCACUGCGUCGUACAAUGCCACAAGCGUUUUGCGAUGCAUUUGGUGAUGGUGUGUCAGUCAUCAUCGAUUGUUUUGAACUAAAGAUAGAGCGGCCAUCGUCAUUCCUGCCAAGAAGUGAAACUUGGUCCCUGUAUAAAGGUAGCAAUACGGCCAAGUUCUUAAUCGGCAUUGCUCCUACAGGUGUUGUCACCUUUAUAUCUGAGGGCUGGGGAGGGAGGACCACUGACAGACACAUCACUGAGCACUGCGGUCUGUUGGACUACUUGCUGCCUGGUGAUGUGGUGCUUGCUGAUCGAGGAUUUAACAUAUCAGAAAGUGUUGGAUUUUACUGUGCACGGCUCCACAUUCCAGCUUUUACCAGAGGUAAAAAACAGCUUUCAGCUGAAGAGGUAGAAAGCACAAGAAAGUUAGCCAAUGUGCGCAUCCAUGUUGAGAGGGUUAUUGGCCUAAUCAGAAAUAAAUUUGUCAUUCUGAAGUCUACAUUGCCCAUUGACUAUGUUACCUGCCAACCUGGAGAUGAAUUAGCACCAAUAGAUAAAAUUGUCACGGUGUGCUGCGCCCUUUCGAAUCUUUGUCCUUCUAUUGUUGCAGAAUUAAAGGACACUAAUGAGAGUCCUUAAAGGUUUUUAUCACAGUGCAUGCUAUCAGAGCCGUAGUGUUUCAUAUUGUACACUAGCGACCAGACUGGCACUGCUGCCGCUGAGAAAUGAGCAAUGGCAGCUGAACCACCAUGAGAAUCAUGGGUAGCAGAUAAGCUUGCUGUUCUUCUGGCUGUAAAUUUUGCUGCAGCUUUGUAAAUUGGUUCUUGGAAAGCAAAUAUGUGUUUGUAUUCGUUACAGUAAGCAAGAACAUGUCAACAACAAAUCAAAGCAUCAUACCAAAAGGAAAAAUGAAAGCAAAAAAAAUUAGAAACAUGCCUUGCAGGUCAAGAGUUGUUGUCAGUACAUUUUUUGGGAGUAUUUUUUGGGAACAUUUGGCACUUCUGUGUUGACUCACCUUGUGUGAAGGCUGCUUCAUUCCUUUUUGUUUUGUAAUUUUUGUCAUGCACUGUGCCACAGCUCCAUAUAGCUGCUGGUCUUCCGUAGCCUUCUAUGCAAUGACAUCUGUUUCUUGCUUAUGCUAUAAGUUGCAGCAGAACAAGUACAACAAAUAGCAUUGCUUGCAUACCUUUUCCUGUGUAAUAAACUGGGAAACUCUCCAUUUUAUUUUGGUUUUACUGUUGCUGCUUAUAACUGACUUAUGCUAUGACUUAAUAGUAUAUCACACCAGGCAAAUAUCCAAGAACAUUGUCUCACAUCCCACAGGGCUCCAUUUUGGUUCCGCUAUUAUUUUAAGUUUAUAUUAAUGAUAUAGUAUGCCAACUCAUUUUUUGUUCGAACAAUUAAACAGUGAAAUAGGCUGACUAAGAGCAAGUGUAGUGUGUGAAUGAAGAUGUAUUUUAUUCCAUGUUGCAACCCCCCUGCUGUAACGCCUUUGGGCGCUGCGGGGUAAUUGAUGAAUAAAGAAUAAAGAAAUUGUGCUUUGU
This is a messenger RNA of Dermacentor silvarum, 3358 nucleotides long. RefSeq lists its product as uncharacterized. The coding region runs from base 492 to 2453 and encodes 653 amino acids. The record is from RefSeq and is a predicted model, not a curated record. The transcript has 4 exons. Lineage: Eukaryota; Metazoa; Arthropoda; Arachnida; Ixodida; Ixodidae.